CCUGGACCCUGCAUUCACUAUAUCUGGUCUCCCACAGUACACACAACAUGGAAAUGCAGAUAUUUUAGUAAAUAUAAACUGCUAAUUACCUUUUCUCAUCAGCAGUAUAUAGCAGUAUUGUUACUUCUUUCAGUGGACUGCAGAGCUCUGGUUAAAGCUUGUAGGAGGAGUUUUCUUUCUGCUUUAGGAGGAUGUGAAAGUCCGGACCCUCUGUCUGGACAGUGUUGAUUGGCCCUGUGCUGAUCACAUGCACUCUUCCAAGAAAAAAAAAAUAAAACCUCUCUAGCAAUACACACCAAACUGAGCAU
Molecule: messenger RNA, 308 nt
Organism: Staurois parvus
Lineage: Eukaryota; Metazoa; Chordata; Amphibia; Anura; Ranidae
Source: the annotation of a GenBank genome assembly